GUGUAUUCGGGUUACUUUAUUGUCAUCGUCGCCGCUAAAUCAGCUGUUUACAGCAAUAACAAGUGAACGAGCCGAAAGCGUUUUGCAAAUCAUCUCUGCUGUUUAUGGCGGAGAGUUGAGCGCUUUUCGGAAUCGGCUUCAGUACCACUUUGUCCGUUCGCGAUUGCGUGCUCCGUGUUUCUUCUCUCCGGUGGCGCAGCACCACCUUCAUCAGCUGUUCGGUGCCAAGUCCUAGUACCACCACCACUCAGUGGUUGUGCUGCUCAAGAAGAACGUGCCAAGAAAGAGUGUCACGAAAUCAUUUUGAAAAUCAGCUUUUGGCCACCACGACUACGCCGAGUGACUCAGAUUAUCCAAGAGCAGAACAGAAGCAAACCACCACAGUAACUCAACGACACCACCGAUCACGGCAAUCGCUGCCCCAGCAAAACCGCCCAGUUUACACCACUCUCAGCCGCAAGUAGCGCGACCUCCAACCACCCACCACCUCCCACUGGAUGGAUCUGAAGCACGGAGCCAGUGGUGCUGCCGCCAACAGCGAGACCUUCAUAUCCGCCAGCAAGUCCACAGACAUGAUCUCGCCCAAGGAAAAGGAGGGCAAGGCGGCCAAGGAGGCUGGUGGCACAAACGCCCCAGCCGAAGGCUACAAAGUCUACGCCCGACGCUGGGCAGUGCUCAUUCUCUUUGUGUUCUAUUCAUCCUCGAAUUCCAUGCAGUGGAUACAAUACACCAUCAUUAACAACAUAAUAACGCGAUACUACGGCAUCAGCGAUAAAUGGGUGGACUGGACGUCCAUGAUUUAUAUGAUCCUCUAUAUACCGCUCAUAUUCCCCGGCAGUUGGUUUUUGGAUAAAGUGGGUCUUCGCAUAACCGCCCUGGUGGGCAUCGUGGGCACCUGUGCGGGUGCCUGGAUCAAGGUCUUUUCGGUGGAUCCGUCGCUCUUCUACGUGAGCUUCAUUGGCCAGUCGAUCGUCGCCCUGGCCCAGGUGUGCAUCCUAUCGCUGCCCGCCCGACUGGCAGCCGUUUGGUUCGGUCCGGAUCAGGUGUCCUCGGCCACCAGCGUGGGAGUCUUUGGCAACCAGCUGGGCGUGGCCGUUGGCUUUGUGCUGCCGCCCAUGCUGGUGCCCAAUUCCCCGGACCUGGAGACGGUGGGCAGUGAUCUGCAGGUGAUGUUCUACUUGGUGGCCGGUCUGACCAGCAUCCUGCUCGUCUUGAUGGUGUUCUUUUUCCAGGACAAGCCGCCCACUCCGCCAUCCGCCGCCCAGGAGGCGGCCCAAAUUUUGGAGAGCUCUGGGGAAGAGCAGGUCAGCUUCAUGCAGUCGCUGAAGAACCUGAUGACCAACCGGAACUUCAUCUUCCUGCUUCUCUCCUACGGCAUCAAUGUGGGCGUCUUCUACGCCAUCUCCACGCUGCUGAACCCGGUGGUGCUGAAGUAUUACCCCGGCCACGAGGUGGACGCCGGACGUAUUGGCCUCAGCAUUGUGCUGGCCGGAAUGCUGGGCUCCGUGGUGUCGGGUAUUGUGCUGGAUAAGACGCACAAGUUCAAGGAAACGACGCUGGCGGUCUACGCGCUUUCCAUGGUGGGCAUGUGGAUCUUCACCUUUACCCUGGAUACGGGACACAUUGCGGUGGUCUAUCUGACGGCAUCGCUGCUGGGCUUCUUCAUGACCGGCUACCUGCCGGUGGGCUUUGAGUUCGGGGCCGAGCUCACGUUCCCGGAGCCGGAGGGCACCUCCUCCGGACUGCUGAACGCCUCCGCGCAGACCUUCGGCAUCUGCUUCACGCUCUUCUACUCGGAGCUGUUCACCGCGUUCGGCGACAUCGCGGCCAACAUAACCAUGGCGGUGAUGCUGAUUGUGGGCACCAUUAUCACGGCCACCACCAAGUCGGAUCUGCGGCGCCAGAUUGCCCAGGUGUCCGCCAGAGGGGCUGGCAAUCCGUAGGGAACUCACGUCGGCCCGGCGACUGUCUUUUAUGUAUAGUAUUCUGCGCAUAUCGUUUUACUGUUUAAGUUAUUUAAUUGUUCACUGUACAUUCCGUUGUAGUCUUAAGUGUUGAAUUUUAAAAUGUUCAUUAAAGGUACAUGGCAACACACACACGAACACACGCACAUAC
Messenger RNA from Drosophila gunungcola (fruit fly), 2115 nucleotides. RefSeq names its product feline leukemia virus subgroup C receptor-related protein 2. Bases 498 to 1943 code for a protein of 481 amino acids. Gene Ontology annotation, molecular function: heme transmembrane transporter activity; heme binding. Lineage: Eukaryota; Metazoa; Arthropoda; Insecta; Diptera; Drosophilidae. The transcript is spliced from 10 exons. Gene Ontology annotation, biological process: transmembrane transport; heme export. Gene Ontology annotation, cellular component: membrane. The record is from RefSeq and is a predicted model, not a curated record.